AUGCCUACCCGCGAGCCCAUCCUUAUCCAGGAACCGUUGCCGGUUAUCUCACGUCGCCGUACUGCUUCCAUCAUUGCUUGCAUCACAUGCAUCACUAGCAUUGGUAACCUUUUAGCUGGACUGCUUACCGUGUGUGUCCCGGUCAUCGCCAAGGAGCUCAACAUCGGUCUGGCACUGCAACUCUGGCCCGUGUCCAUCUUCGCACUCACAUGUGGCUGUACAUUGCUUCCAUGCGGUGCCGCCGCCGAUGUGCUUGGUUGUCGCCGUACAUACCUGCUGGGAUCCCUCCUCCAGGCCGCAACCACGCUCGGCUCAGGACUGGCCAAAACAUCGUCUCAGCUUCUCACUCUCCGCGCUCUUGCCGGAGUCUCUGCCUCAUUCUGCCUUCCGAGCGCCGUGGCAGUCGUGACAAACACUUUCCCGGCAGGCCCACGCCGAAACCUCGCCUUCGCAGCCAUGGGUGGUGGUCAAGCUGUUGGCUUCGGACUUGGUUUGACACUCGGCGGCGUGUUUUCUGGCACCAUUGGCUGGCGAUGGGGUUUCCAUACUGCCACUUGCUUGAAUAUCGUUGUGCUUCUGCUGGCAUUGUGGACGCUACCUCGUAACAUCGAUAAGCCACUUGGCAAAUCAACGCUGGUUAGUCUCAGAGACGACGUCGACUGGAUCGGCGUUACGAUUAUGACAGCUAGUCUUGGGCUACUAUCGUACGAGUUUGCAGUCAUGACCAGUUUGGGGAUUCGUGAACCAAUCAACAUUGCACUGUUAACCUCUGGCCUUGUUCUUCUUCCUAUCUUCGGCCUCUGGAUGCACCGGCAGACGCGUCUUGGGCGACCUGCGCUCAUCCCAAAUAAUCUGUGGACCAACAUCCCGUUCACUACUGUGUGCAUCACAGUUUUCCUUGUGUGGGGAGCCCUCAACGCCAGCGAGCAGCUUACCGCGCUGUAUCUCGAAGAUGUGCUUGGAGUUUCUCCCCUAACAUCUGGGCUAUAUUUCCUACCAGCCCCUAUCUGCGGUGCGCUUAUGAAUGCUGCAAUAGGGCUUAUGUUGCCUUAUUUACGCCCCUCAUUAGCGAUACCCAUAGCAUGUCUGACCAGCAGCAUUGCGCCUGUUCUGCUUGCGGCAUUAUGUCGAGUCAACGGACCCAGUUACUGGGGCGCUGUGUUCGAGGCUAUGGCCCUCAAUCCUCUAAGCGCAGACGUCAUUUACACGGUUGCAAAUCUUAUCGUGACUGAUGCGUUCCCUGAAAAGACGCAGGCCCUCGCGGGUGGCGUGUUCAAUAUGAUUGCUCAGAUUGGAAAGAGUGUGGGAAUUACGACAACCGCCAUUAUCGCAGCACGAAUCUCUGCCCAGGCUAAAGAGGGACCUAAGGAAGCUUUGCUCUUGGGUUACAAAGCUGGGUGGUGGUAUAAUAGUGCUAUGGGCUUAGCCUCGGUUCCCUUGACCCUUUGGGGACUGAAGCGAGUUGGGAAGCUUGGAAUAAAGAGAGAAUAA
This is a messenger RNA of Clonostachys byssicola, 1491 nucleotides long. Lineage: Eukaryota; Fungi; Ascomycota; Sordariomycetes; Hypocreales; Bionectriaceae. The record is from the annotation of a GenBank genome assembly.